Molecule: messenger RNA, 1242 nt
Organism: Aspergillus terreus NIH2624
Lineage: Eukaryota; Fungi; Ascomycota; Eurotiomycetes; Eurotiales; Aspergillaceae
Product: serine hydrolase domain-containing protein
Exons: 3
Coding region: 1-1242 (413 amino acids)
Source: RefSeq, a predicted model, not a curated record
AUGGGAUCCAUCAUUGAUGCUGCUGCGGCAGCGGAUCCGGUUGUUCUGAUGGAAACCGCCUUCCGCAAGGCCGUGAAAUCCAGGCAGAUCCCCGGGGCGGUCAUCAUGGCUCGAGAUUGCAGUGGCAAUCUAAAUUAUACGCGCUGCUUCGGGGCUCGGACAGUGCGACGGGACGAGUGCAAUCAGCUGCCGCCGCUACAGGUCGACACCCCCUGCCGGCUCGCCAGUGCGACUAAGCUGCUGACCACGAUCAUGGCCCUACAAUGCAUGGAGCGCGGUCUCGUGGACUUGGAUGAGACGGUGGAUCGGCUGCUUCCGGAUUUGAGUGCGAUGCCCGUGCUGGAGGGUUUUGACGACGCGGGAAAUGCAAGAUUGCGAGAGCGUCGGGGGAAGAUCACGCUGCGGCACCUGCUGACGCAUACAUCGGGACUGUCGUAUGUCUUCCUCCAUCCGUUGCUCCGGGAAUACAUGGCCCAGGGCCACCUCCAGUCGGCAGAAAAGUUUGGCAUCCAGAGUCGCCUGGCGCCGCCGGCCGUCAACGACCCUGGGGCGGAGUGGAUCUACGGCGCCAACCUGGACUGGGCGGGUAAGCUCGUCGAGCGGGCCACCGGCCUCGACCUGGAGCAGUACCUGCAGGAGAAUAUCUGUGCGCCGCUGGGCAUCACCGACAUGACCUUUAAGCUGCAGCAACGGCCGGAUAUGCUUGCGCGCCGGGCCGACCAAACCCACCGCAACUCGGCGGAUGGGCGCCUGCGCUACGACGACUCGGUCUACUUCCGGGCCGAUGGCGAGGAGUGCUUCGGCGGCCAGGGGGUGUUCUCGGGGCCUGGGUCCUAUAUGAAGGUGCUCCACUCGCUGUUGAAGCGAGACGGGCUCCUGCUGCAGCCACAGACCGUGGACAUGAUGUUUCAGCCUGCCCUCGAGCCGCGACUCGAAGAGCAGAUGAACCAGCACAUGGACGCCAGCCCGCACAUCAACUACGGUGGGCCGAUGCCCAUGGUCCUUCGUCGCAGCUUUGGGCUGGGGGGGAUCAUCGCCUUGGAGGAUCUGGACGGCGAGGACUGGCGCCGAAAAGGUUCCUUGACCUUUGGGGGUGGUCCAAACAUUGUGUGGCAAAUCGACCCCAAGGCCGGCCUGUGCACCCUUGCGUUCUUCCAACUGGAACCCUGGAAUGACCCGGUCUGUCGUGAUCUGACACGCACAUUCGAACAUGCCAUCUAUGCGCAGUACCAGCAGGGAUAA